Messenger RNA from Penicillium angulare, 807 nucleotides. RefSeq names its product ER membrane complex subunit EMC3. Bases 1 to 807 code for a protein of 268 amino acids. Gene Ontology annotation, cellular component: EMC complex; membrane. The transcript is spliced from 5 exons. Lineage: Eukaryota; Fungi; Ascomycota; Eurotiomycetes; Eurotiales; Aspergillaceae. Gene Ontology annotation, biological process: protein folding in endoplasmic reticulum. The record is from RefSeq and is a predicted model, not a curated record.
AUGGCCUUCCAAGGCACUACUGAACAGACCAUCCUUCGGGAUCCGGCGCUUUUCUAUUGGAUCUUGUUCCCAAUUUCAGUGGUCAUGAUUCUUACUGGAAUCCUGCGCCACUACGCAACAGUCCUGAUGAACACCCCCCCCAAACCCCCCGGCACUCUCGCCGAGUCGCGCGAGCGCCAUACUCUUCUCCGUGGUGUCAACCUCCGAAACCACGGAGUCGCCGUGCUGGAUCGCGAAUCCUUCGAGAUGCGCAAGAACUACCUGAUCACCGGUUUCCGGAACGGCUCUUUCCUGAAGGACCCCAAUAACCGUGGCCAGCCUCCUGCGAACCCGAUGACUGAUCCUGCAGGCAUGGAGCAAAUGAUGGGCAUGUUGAAGGGAAACAUGAUGAUGAUGAUUCCGCAGACACUGAUUAUGAGCUGGAUCAAUGCUUUCUUUUCUGGAUUCGUGAUUUUGAAACUUCCCUUCCCCUUGACUAUUCGGUUUAAGUCAAUGCUGCAGUCGGGUGUCAUGACCCGCGACUUGGAUGUAAAGUGGGUGUCCAGUUUGUCCUGGUACUUCCUCAACCUGAUGGGUUUGCAAUCUGUCUUUGGAUUUAUCUUGGGAAGUGAUAAUGCCGCCAACCAGAUGGCUCAGCAGAUGGGCAUGGCCAACCCCGCAGCUAUGAUGAACCCAAUGCAGCCCGGUCAGGACCCAGACAAGAUGUUCUUGAGCGAGGCAGAGAAUUUGGAAGUGAUGGAGCAUUUUUGCAUCUUGGAUGGAGUGGAAGAACGAGUUCUGCGGAACUUUGCCCCCGAAGUGAACUAG